Molecule: messenger RNA, 1280 nt
Organism: Macadamia integrifolia
Lineage: Eukaryota; Viridiplantae; Streptophyta; Magnoliopsida; Proteales; Proteaceae
Exons: 5
Coding region: 224-1120 (298 amino acids)
Source: RefSeq, a predicted model, not a curated record
AUUUCGGUUUCCUGCGAUUCUCACGGUGAAGCUCGAUCGAGGUUCUCCCUGAAACAGAGCAACGGAGGUGAGAAACAGAUGCUCGCAUCUGAGAAGAUUGCCUAAAACCGAGUUGAUUGAAGGUUGUAAACUUCAUAUCUAGGGUUUACCCUCUUUCCAAAUCAGACGAUCGACUCCAAGGUUUGAAGAACUAGAAUCGAAGCUUGAUUUAAGUUUUGAUGUGAUGGAACCAACAGGAGAUUCUAAUAGUAGGUCACGGGACAUUGCUUCAUGGCCUAGCGCCGUUUCUCAUUACAUGUUGGAGUGUAUAUUGAAGCAGUACAAGAGUGGUAAGGGUGGAGAUAAUGGACUGAAAAAGGAGCAGUUCAUUGAAAUUGCUAACCAACUGAAAGAGAAAUUAUUUACUAGUUACGACUGUGAACAAGUGAGAAACCACUUCCGGAUUUGGAAGCAAAGGCUUAGAGCAUUGAGUGACCUACAGAAGCAAAGUGGAUUGGGUUGGAAUGCAUCUGAUAUGAGAUUUGAUGCUCCUCAACACUUCUGGAAUGAUUAUAGGAAAAAAGAACAAAAGUAUUGGAAGGAACAUAGUGUGCUCCCAAUUCACCUUGAAGUUGGAGCUUUACUAAGGAAAAAGAUGGCAACUGGGAAUGAUUCAACAGUCCCCUCUGAAGCUGCCACUGAAGUUAUGAUGGACGUGACAGGUACUCAGGUUAAGGGAAUAGGGAACAAUGAUGGUGUUGACUAUGAACCUAUUGAAGAAGAAGAAAGUGUUCCUUCCACUCCCAUUGGUAGUACCGGCUGUUCUCGAGGAAGACCUCGUGGGUCCGUCAAUAGUGGUAGAGAAAAGAGGAAGAAGGGUGCAGCUGAAAAGGUGGUAAGUCCAUUGAAAUCGAUUGCUAACUCAAUCGAGAAGAUGGUAAUGAGUGAAUCUCAGUCUGAAUUUGGGAGAGCAAUUAUAGAUGUUGUUGAUGCCAUUCCGGACCUCAAUUUUCAACAAAAGUUUAAGGCCAAGGAAUAUUUCAUGGCCAAGAGGAAUUCUGCCAUUAUCUUCUUGGAAACAAGAGUAGAAGAUAGGCGAAAUCUGCUUGAGAUGUACUUGCCAGAGAUUGAGAAGAAUUGAGGUGAUAAAAGGAAGUGUUUGGACAUUCUACGACAAUGGUUUUAUUGAAUAGAAAAUGCAUCUGUUUGGUUGAUGUAACUUUUGGUUUAUGUUAAGUCUGUGACAAUGGUGGCAUGUAGUCUUAAGAAAUAUUAAGACAAUGGUUCUUUCUAUGUUUCUA